AUGGCGAGCUCCGUCACCGUCGGAUUCUGGAGCCUUAGCGCCGCCCGCUUCUGCGUCGGCGUCUCCUUCGGCAUCGGCCAGCCGGCGUGGAACACGCUGGGCGCAGAGGUCACACCAGCGGACUAUAGGAUCAUGAUGUCGGCCAUCUCGCAAGGCUUCUUCAUCUUGGGGGAGCUCUACAGCGCGACGCUGCUGAUGGUUGACGACCCGCAGAUGAAGGACCUGCACUGGCGGUGGCUGCUGCGCAUGGGCGCCAUCCCAUCGGCAAUCUUCGGAAUCGCCUGCCUGCUCUUCAUGCACCAGUCCCCCUCGUACCUUGCCGUCUCUGGGCAGUACGAGAAGGCGAAAGAGGUCUUGCAGUCGAUGCGCAACGACAACGGGCACCCGGCCGACAUGUCGGUCGACUUCGCCCUCGUCACCAGGAAGAGCCAGCUGAAGCGCAUGGCCAAAAGACUGCGGGCGGCCCGGCGCCUCACCGUACUGUCUAAGAACGACCUCCUCAAGCAGGUGCGCGUGGUGUUCGGCCCAAACCUGUGGCCGUCCACCCUCAUCGUGAUGUACUCGUGCUUUGUGCUCAACUUCCUGUACUACGGCUGCCUCUACGCCCUGCCGCAGGUGCUCGCGAGCAGCGCCGAGCCGGGCUCGAACGCCGCGCUGGAGCUCCUCACCGGCGCACUCGCGGAGAUCCCCGGGCAGGUGCUGGGCAUCCUCUGCGGCUCGUACCUCACCCGAAAACUCAACAUGAAGGUGUACCUCGGCCUUACGUCGCUGUCGCUCGUGUCCUUCGCGUUUAGCCUCAUCCACCCUGGAGGGGCCGCGAAGGUUUUCCAGCUGGCCGGCAUCUACGGCAUUAAGUGCUUCGUGGCGAUCGGCUUCGUGGUCGUUUACCAGUACUCUAUCGAGAUCUACCCGACGGAGGCAAGGACAACGGGUACUGCAAUCAACAUGGGAAGCGGCCGCGUCGCGGGCAUCAUCUCUCCCCUGAUUUUCGAAGGCGUAGUGAGUGUGACUGGCGGCUUCUCUGUUUUCUUUUAUCUCCUGAUCGGGUGCGCCACGCUCAAUUUUCUCCUCAUCCCGCUGCUGAAGUACGAGACCUUCGGGAUGGCGCUGAUGGACGACGUUGACGACGAGGACGAAGAGGAGGCUGGCAAGGCCGAGAAGGCCAAGGAGGAAGAGGACGAGGUGGCACCGCUGCUCGAUUCGAAAACCACGAGGUACCGCGCCAGGACCGUCUUCUUCGCGGAACCGCUCAUGCCACGGUUCUGA
Molecule: messenger RNA, 1266 nt
Organism: Prorocentrum cordatum
Lineage: Eukaryota; Dinophyceae; Prorocentrales; Prorocentraceae
Source: the annotation of a GenBank genome assembly